This is a messenger RNA of Lathyrus oleraceus (garden pea), 2160 nucleotides long. RefSeq lists its product as uncharacterized. The transcript has a single exon. Lineage: Eukaryota; Viridiplantae; Streptophyta; Magnoliopsida; Fabales; Fabaceae. The record is from RefSeq and is a predicted model, not a curated record. Bases 1 to 2160 code for a protein of 719 amino acids.
AUGGACAUUGUGCCUGAUAGAAGACAGCUACAAAGCAUGUCCCAGCAUGACAAAGAGUCCUUCAAGGAAUAUGCUCAGAGAUGGAGGGAACUGACUUCUCAAGUUGAACCACCUUUUGCCGAAAAGGAACUUGCUGAACUAUUCAUCGACAUUGUCCAACCUCAAUUCUAUGAGAAGAUGGUUGGAAGCGCUUCUUUGGGUUUCUCCGAGCUUGUCGCUAUAGGAGUUCGCGUUGAAUAUGGCUUAAGAAAUGGUAAACUUGUAGUCGUGGUCGGGACUUCAAGUGCUAAUCCGAAGAAGUUCUUUGGAGGGUUUCCCAAAAAUAAAGAAGGUGAAACUAAUGAUGUGUCUAUUGGCCAAGGAAGAUCCCCUCCAAGAAUAAGACAACAACAAUAUUCACAACAGCAGUAUGUUCAACAACCUUUUCAAUAUCACCAACCUAUAUAUCACGUUCAGUACGCCUCGCAACCGUACGUAGCUGUUGUGACGCCCACCUUUAAUCAACAACCUGCUCAAGCUUAUCAACCACCUCCAUUUUAUCAACACACUCUUGUUCCCCCGGUUUAUCAGCAAGCACCAACGACUCCUGCAUAUCAACAAUCGAGAGCUCAAGCUCUGAGGCAAAAUGCUCAAAAUCAAAAUAGGAGACAGGGAGAUAGGGUAACCUUCAAACCAAUUCCAAUGUCAUAUACUAAGCUUUAUCCCUCUCUAUUGCAAAAGGGUUUGGUGGUUCCUAGACCUAUGGGACCUCCACCUGAUUGUCUGCCUCCAUGGUACAACCCUAAUGCACAUUGUCCUUUUCAUGAGGGUGCCCCCGGGCAUGACCUAGAGGGUUGCUAUGCUUUGAAGCAUAGGGUUCGUGAGCUUAUUGAUAGCAAGAUUCUAUCUUUUAGGGAUAUGGGACCAAACGUGAAGAAUAACUCUUUUCCUCCCCAUGGAGACCCUACAGUGAAUGCAAUUGAAGAUACCUCUGAUGGUGUUGUGGUUGAGAAGGUUGAUGAUGUUAGAACUCCUUUGGCAGCAUUCCAUUCCCAAUUGGUGGAAGUUGGCCUGAUUAAUGUUAGUCAUGACAGUUGUGAAGAGUGUGCCAUACAUCCAAGGGGAUGUCAGGUAGUACGUGAUAAUAUUCAAGACUUGAUGAACAAAGGAAUGCUUCAAAUCUCCAGUGUUGCAAAAAAUGAAGAUGUGUUAGUAAUUGAACCUUGUUUCAAUUUACCUGAACUGGUUGAAACCUCUUACUAUAGUAGUAGAGUGGUGCCUACGAAUAGUCAUUCGUCACCUGUUGAGAUCUAUAUGCCUAUGUCGUUUCCAUAUGAAAGCACCAAGGUUGUGCCUUGGAAAUAUGAGGUUACCGCUGUGGAUAAGAUCGUUGAAGGAAAUGCAGACGGUGAAGUGACAGAAGCUGUGAAUGAGGACGUCACCAUUAUUGCAGGAAUGAAAAGAAUGACCCGUAGUGGUCGAAUCUAUACACCUGAAUUCAAUGUGACUCCUCAAGCGACAGCCAAGGAAUCUACAGUUAUAGCUCCUGCUAAAGAACCCGAAGUGGUCCAAUCUGAAGAUGCUGUUGAAUUCUUGAAGUUGAUCAAGAGAAGUGAUUACAAUGUUGUGGAUCAGCUGCAUCAGACACCACCUAAGAUUUUUAUUUUGUCUCUGCUAUUGAACUCCCAAGCCCAUAGGGAGGAUUUGUUGAAGGUGCUCGCCCAAGCUCAUGUAACACAAAGCAUAAUAGUAGACCAGUUUGAUGGGGUAGUUGCGAACAUCACAACUUGCAAUACUUUAAGCUUUAGUGGAGAAGAAUUACCUGAAGAUGGACAAAAUCACAAUCGUGCUCUCCAUAUCUCAGUGAAGUGCAAAGAUGAUGCUUUGGAAAGAGUUUUGGUUGAUAUCAUAUCUUCUUUAAAUAUGAUGCCAAAGAGAACACUCGCCAAGUUAUCUUAUCAAGGACCAGCCAUGAAGCCCAGUGCCUUGAUAGUAAAAGCUUUUAAUGGUUCCCGGAGAACCGUGAUUGGAGAGGUAGAACUGCCCAUAUUUAUUGGCCCUCACAUAUUCCUGAUUACUUUCCAAAUCAUGGAUAUUAAUCUGGCGUAUAGCUUCUUAUUGGGGCGUCCCUGGAUUCAUGCUGCAAAGGCAGUUACCUCUACUUUACACCAAAAAAUGUAG